Molecule: messenger RNA, 4230 nt
Organism: Platichthys flesus (European flounder)
Lineage: Eukaryota; Metazoa; Chordata; Actinopteri; Pleuronectiformes; Pleuronectidae
Product: NACHT, LRR and PYD domains-containing protein 12-like
Exons: 14
Coding region: 193-3444 (1083 amino acids)
Molecular function (GO): protein binding
Source: RefSeq, a predicted model, not a curated record
GUCAGACUCGUUCUAACUACAGGAAGCAGACGGAGGAGGAGAAGUCUGAGGCUGGUGACUUUAACUUUUACCUGAAUCACUUUCAGUAACUUCAGAGAGGGGGAGGAGCCUCCAGUGAAAGUGAAAGUGUUCAGACUCGUUCUAACUUCAAGGAGCAGACGGAGGAGACGUGAAGUCUGAGGCUGACUGAAGAUGAGUGGUUAUGAGGAGGAAGAGGACAGAGCAGAGUCUCCAGGGUCCAGCUGUCUGUCUCUGAAGAGUGACUGGUCCAGACAUGAGCCUCCAUUCUUCAGUAAUGAACCUGGACCCUCACACACAGAAGGUCAGGACCACAGACUGAGAGCAGAGUCUCCAGGGUCCAGCUGUCUGUCUCUGAAGAGUGACUGGUCCAGACAUGAGCCUCCAUUCUUCAGUAAUGAACCUGGACCCUCACACACAGAAGGUCAGGACCACAGACUGAGAGCAGAGUCUCCAGGGUCCAGCUGUCUGUCUCUGAAGAGUGACUGGUCCAGACAUGAGCCUCCAUUCUUCAGUAAUGAACCUGGACCCUCACACACAAAGAAGAGGAAGAGGAGUCAUGUUUCUGAGGAGGAGCAGUCGUCCUGCUGUGCUUCGUGUCAGGACGUCCUGAAGGAUCCGGUCUCCACCAGCUGUGGACACUGGUUCUGCAGACAGUGCAUCACCUCAUACUGGGACCAGUCUGGCUCUUCAGGAGACUCCUCCUGUCCCCAGUGUGGAAAAAGAUCCAGAACAGGAGCUGGAGCAGAUCGUGGUCUGCAGGAGGUUGUAGAUGAACAUAAGCUCAGUCUGUGGAGGAGAUGUGAACAUGUGACUGAAGGAAGUGAUGAAACAGGAAGUAGAACCCUCCUCAACAGGAUCUACACUGAGCUCUACAUCACAGAGGGACAGAGUGAAGAGGUUAAUACUCAACAUGAGGUGAGGCAGCUUGAGACGGCUUCCAAGAUGAAGAUCCUCCAGGACACUCCCAUCAAGGUCCACGACAUCUUUAAAGCCUCCACUGACCAGCAGAGCAGCAUCAGAGUCGUCCUGACCAACGGCGUCGCUGGCGUUGGAAAAACCUUCUCGGUGCAGAAGUUCACUCUGGACUGGGCAGAGGGUUUAGAGAACCAGGAUGUGGGUCUGCUGGCUGUGCUUUCGUUCAGGGAGCUGAACCUGGUGAAGGACCAGCAGCACAGUCUUCUCACGCUGCUCCAUGUUUUCCAUCCAGCGUUACAGAAGCUCACUGCAGAGACGCUCGCUGUCUGUAAACCUUUGUUCAUCUUUGACGGCCUGGAUGAAAGCAGACCUUCUCUGGACUUCACCCACAGGGAGCUUGUGUCUGAGGUCACACAGAGGUCAUCAGUCAACGUGCUGCUGACAAACCUCAUCCGGGGGAAUCUGCUUCCCUCGGCUCUCGUCUGGAUAACCUCCAGACCUGCGGCGGCCAAUCAGAUCCCUCCUGCAUGUGUUGACAGGGUCACAGAAGUACGAGGCUUCACUGACGCCCAGAAGGAGGAGUACUUCAGGAGGAGAUUCAGUGAUGAAGAGCUGUGUAGCAGAAUCAUCUCACACAUCAAGACGUCCAGGAGCCUCCACAUCAUGUGUCAAAUCCCUGUCUUCUGCUGGAUCAGUGCUACAGUUCUGGAGCACAUGUUGACCACAGACCAGAGAGGAGAGCUGCCCAAGACCCUGACUGACCUGUACUCACACUUCCUGCUGGUUCAGACAAAGAGAAAAAACAACAAGUACGGUGAGGGACAUGAGACGACUCCACAGCAGCUGACGAGGGCUGACAGGGACGUUCUCCUGAAGCUGGGGAGGCUGGCACUUAAACAUCUGGAGGAAGGAAACAUCAUGUUCUACCAAGAAGACCUGGAGCGGUGUGGUCUUAAUGUCACAGAGGCCUCGGUGUACUCAGGAGUUUGUACUGAGAUCUUCAGAAGAGAGUGUGUGAUCUUCAAGAAAUCAGUCUACUGCUUUAUUCAUCUGAGCGUUCAGGAGUUCCUGGCUGCUGUCUACAUGUUCCACUGUUACACCAAGAGGAACACAGAAGAACUCAACAACUUCUUGGGAACAUAUAAGAACACAGACAGUAUCUUCUCCCUGAAUGACCUCCUGAAGAGAAUAAUGAAGAAAUCCCUCACCAGUACAAAUGGUCAUCUGGACCUGUUUGUUCGCUUCCUUCACGGCCUCAGUCUGGAGUCCAACCAGAGAGUCUUAGGAGGCCUGCUGGGUCGGACAGAGAACAAUCCAGAGAUCCUCCAGAGAGUCAUCAACAACCUGAAGAAGAUGAAGAGUGAUGACAUUUCUCCUGACAGAAGCAUCAACAUCUUCCACUGUCUGACUGAGAUGAACGACCACUCAGUUCAUCAGCAGAUGAUACAGUUCCUGACGUCAGAGAACAAAUCAAAGGAGAAACUCUCUGAGAUUCACUGCUCAGCUCUGGCCUACAUGCUGCAGAUGUCAGAGGAGGUACUGGAUGAGCUGGACCUGAAGAAGUUCAACACAUCAUACGAGGGUCAACAGAGACUGAUCCCAGCUGUGAGGAACUGCAGGAAGGCUCUACUCGGUGGUUGUGUACUCUCAGAGACUCACUGUGAAGUCGUGGCCUCAGCUCUGAAGUCAGACCAAUCACAUCUGAGAGAACUGGAUCUGAGUCACAACAUUCUGCGGGACUCAGGAGUGAAGCUGCUGUGUUCUGGACUGGAGAGUCCAAACUGUCGACUGGAGACUCUGAGGUUGGAGAACUGCAGUCUGUCAGAGAUCAGCUGUUCUUCUCUGGCUUCAGCUCUGAGGUCAAACCCGUCUCAUCUGAGAGAACUGGAUCUGAGAGGAAACAACCUGCAGGACUCAGGAGUGAAGGAGCUGUGUGGAUUUCUACAGAGUCCAACCUGUGGACUGGAGACUCUGAGGUUGGAGGGCUGCAGACUGACAGAGAUCAGCUGUUCUUCUCUGGCUUCAGCUCUGAGUUCAAACCCCUCUCAUCUGAGAGAACUGGAUCUGAGUAACAACAACCUGCAGGACUCAGGAGUGAAGGAGCUGUGUGGUUUUCUACAGAGUCCAACCUGUCGACUGGAGACCCUGAGGUUGAUGAGCUGCAGUCUGUCAGAGAUCAGCUGUUCUUCUCUGGCUUCAGCUCUGAGGUCAAACCCCUCACAUCUGAGAGAACUGGAUCUGAGUGAAAACAACCUGCAGGACUCAGGAGUGAAGGAGCUGUGUGGUUUUCUACAGAGUUUGACCUGUCGACUGGAGACUCUGAGGUUGAGGAGCUGCAGACUGACAGAGAUCAGCUGUUCUUCUCUGGCUUCAGCUCUGAGGUCAAACCCCUCUCAUCUGAGAGAACUGGAUCUGAGACUAAACAACCUGCAGGACUCAGGAGUGAAGGAGCUGCUUGAUCUACAGCAGAGUCCAACCUGUCGACUGAAGACUCUGAGGUGGAGGUGAGUGUGAAGAGGACAGUGUGUGUGGACGGAGGCUGAGCUGUGUCCUGAGGAUCCAGAGGCUGAAGCAGCAGCAGCGUGUGUGUAGUCUCCAAUCUACACAACCACUAAUCUGCAUGUGUUUGUGAGAUGAAGCCGGAGCACCUGGAGAAAACACGGGGAGAACAUGCAGACUCCACACAGGAAGAGCCCAUCUGAACCGGAUUCAAACCAGCAACCUUCUUGCCCCGAUUGUGUUUAUUCACAUGAAGAAUGUGUUUAUUGAAAUGACACAACACAAGCAGAAUAUAUAAACCCUCUAUAAAGAGUCACAUCCAGUGUGUUUAAGUUUGUCUUUAUUAUUGUCCACCUUUGUCCCUCAGUGUGUCUCCAUGUGUGUAGAACCACAUUCUGUGUAUAUGUUUGUUUAUGAUCUUAAAGUUCCUGGAUUCACGUCACAAUUUGAUUUAGUUCAACACAAAGUUCAACACAUUGAAAUCACUUUGAGUUUAAAAUCUGAGUUUUGUCUUUGACACAAAAGAUCAAAACUCUGGACUUAAAAAUGGGACGUUUUCAUUUCUGCAUCAGGUGCAGAGCGGUGGUGGCUUUUCUACUUUUGACCCACAGGUGGCGCUGCAAUAUAACAGUAGCACAUCCCAGUCAAAGCCUUUAUAUUCAGUCUAUGAGUCAAACACAUGGAUCAUUUCCUCUGUGACAAACCAGAUGUAACGAGAAGAAAAACAUCUCAGAGAGAAAAGUUCUGUUUCUACUUGUCUCUGCUUUAAUGCUCAAUAAACAUCCUUCCACCGAC